Molecule: messenger RNA, 1155 nt
Organism: Blepharisma stoltei
Lineage: Eukaryota; Ciliophora; Heterotrichea; Heterotrichida; Blepharismidae
Source: the annotation of a GenBank genome assembly
AUGAUAGGAUGCACAAUUUCAAAGUGCCAUAAGCCUGUCAAAUAUUUAUGCAAUUGUUUCACAACUGCAUAUUUCUGUAGUGACCACAUUCAUAAUCAUCUUACACCUCCUCAUCAACUUACACCUCUUUCCAUUGCCAUCCCAAAAGAAGACAAGCAAAAAGUUAUCAAACACAUUCUUUAUAAAAAGCGAAAAGUUUCCGAAUGGCAAGAGUCAAUCAUAUAUGAAGCAAAUUUAGCAAUAAAUUACAUUGAAAGCACCUUAAAAUCAACUCUUCUCUCAUUCAGAGCCAUAAAUAAGAGAUAUGAUGAUUUGAUUAAAAAAAUAAUUAGAACUGAAGAUAUCCAAACACAAAAUCAAAACAAAUUGGAUGAAAGUUUGAUAGAUGUUUCGAUGAAUGAAAUAAAUUUCCAAAAUAUUGAUAUUUCAAGCAAGCACUUUGAAGCUUGCUUGCCAAAAGUUUUGAUGACGCCAUUCGAUAGCUGGAUCUUAAAAAAUUUUUUAAAGGAAAUUGAAGAUUUUAUAGGAAAAGAAGAAAAUAGUCCUGCAAGAAUUAACAAAAAUUCAGCAAAAAUCGUAGUAAAGAGCUAUGAGGACGGAGAGUAUAAAGGAGAAGUGAAGAAUGGGAAAAGACAUGGCUUUGGAAAAUUCAUUUGGAAUAAUGGAAGCUGAUAUGAAGGAGAGUGGCGAAAUGACUUAAGGGAUGGAGAAGGCAUCACAUGCUUUGCAAACGGAAACAUAUAUGAAGGAGAAUAUAAAUUGGACAAGAAAAAUGGGAAAGGAAAAUUUAUUUGAGCAGAUGGCAGUCGUUGCCAUGGGGACUGCUAUGAAGGUGAAUUUUUUGAUGAUGCAAAGAAUGGAUUUGGGGUUUAUUAUUUUUCUCAUGGGUUUAUUUAUGAAGGAGAGUUUAAAAAUAACUUAAGAAAUGGUAAAGGGAAAAUCAUAUGGGCUGAUAACGACACUUAUGAGGGAAACUUCAAAAAUGGAGUUUUUGAUGGAUUUGGAGUUAGAAAAUAUCAAACUGGUGAAGUUUAUGAGGGAAACUGAAGCCAAGGGAAAAGAAAUGGAAAAGGGAAAAGCAUUUAUAUUGAUGGAAGGAUAAUUGAAGGGGUGUGGAUUGAUGAUAAGAUGAUUGAUCUUCCAAAUCAUUAUUAA